AUGGCACCACGAUAUAAAAUAACAUAUGAAUAUGUUGGAAAAUAUUUUACAGGUUGGCAAAGAUUAACUUAUGAUAUCAAUCCUUUACCAGUUCAAAAUGUUUUAGAAAAUUCAUUAAAACAUAUAUGUAAUAAAGAAAUCAAGGUAUUUGGUAGUAGUAGAACUGAUUCUGGUGUUAGUGCAUUGGGAAACACCUCGCAUUUCGAUAUUGACCAGCGUACCUCGAGAAAGGGUAAACCAUUACCACUAUUAACAACUGAUGAAUUAACAAUGGCAAUAAAUUAUAAUGUUGGUGAACAAUAUUUAGAUAGAGUUAGAAUUAUUAAAACUGAAAUUGUAGAUGAUAAUUUUCAUUCAAGAUUUCAUGCAACUUCAAGAACCUAUUUAUAUAAAAUCUUAGCAAACUGUGGUAAAAAGCAAACACCUUUAGAAUUAUUAGAUAGAGUUUUAGAAAUUAGCUUUAUUUUAGAUGUAAAUAAAAUGAAAGAAGCUGCCGAAAUAUUAGUUGGGAGACACGAUUUCUCGAGUUUUAGAAGUAAAGAUUGCACUAAAAAUCCAGUUAGAACUAUAGAGUAUAUUAAAAUCAUUGAAUUACCAACACCAGAAAUCAUUCGAUACCAUCCAGAUUUCAUAAACUGUUCAAAAGAAAUUAAUAAUAACGUCAAUCAUGGUUUACAGUAUAUCGGUAUUGAAAUUAAAGCACAAUCAUUCCUGCAUAAUCAAGUUAGAAUCAUGUCUUCUGCUCUUAUUGAGGUUGGUAAAGGAACCAUUACAAAAGAUCAAUUAAAAGAAAUUUUAGAAAAAAAGGAUAGAUUAGCAGCUCCAUCAACUAUUGCAUCCGAACCUUUAACACUUAUAAAAGUUUCAUAUGACCAUAAAAAAAAUAUAGAAAAUAAUAUAGAUAAUAAUAAUAAUAUAGAUAAUAAUAGUAUUUCCAAUCGCAUAAUUAAAUUUCUAAAAAAAAUAUUUUAA
Dictyostelium purpureum is the source of this 972-nucleotide messenger RNA. RefSeq lists its product as uncharacterized. Lineage: Eukaryota; Evosea; Eumycetozoa; Dictyosteliales; Dictyosteliaceae. Gene Ontology annotation, molecular function: RNA binding; pseudouridine synthase activity. The transcript has a single exon. The coding region runs from base 1 to 972 and encodes 323 amino acids. Gene Ontology annotation, biological process: tRNA pseudouridine synthesis. The record is from RefSeq and is a predicted model, not a curated record.